Messenger RNA from Thyridium curvatum, 3303 nucleotides. RefSeq lists its product as uncharacterized. The transcript is spliced from 6 exons. Bases 1 to 3303 code for a protein of 1100 amino acids. The record is from RefSeq and is a predicted model, not a curated record. Lineage: Eukaryota; Fungi; Ascomycota; Sordariomycetes; Thyridiales; Thyridiaceae. Gene Ontology annotation, molecular function: mRNA binding. Gene Ontology annotation, cellular component: cytoplasm. Gene Ontology annotation, biological process: post-transcriptional regulation of gene expression.
AUGGACGAGUUACGCUUCCGGUCCCAGCAGUCUCCGAGAAACGAGUCGCCGAUGAAUCCCUUUGUGUCUCCUCCUCGCAAUGGCACUCGCAUCACACAGACGGUCGCCUCCCACGACCUUCGAUCCGCUCUGCCUCGUCGAUUCACCACCGACUCGGGUCGUGUACCAACAUUGUCGUCUUUCACAACUCAGAGGGUUCCGGAACCCCAAGAGUUGCCGACCGCUACGACUUUCAACAGAGUUCAACUGCUUGAGAAGAAGAGAAUGGAAUACGAGAAGCUGCGGGAGCAGAGGCGCCGUUUCGAGGCCGAGAUGCAGAAACUGGAUCAGCAGCAACGACGAGAGGAACAGGAGCUCGCUGCUAUGGAGGAGACCUUUGUACGAAUCGGCCCCAACGGCUUCUCGGGGCAUCAGUCGGAGCCCACAACGCCCCCCGAGUACCGUGAGACGUCUUCGGGCUUCCCCUCGAUGUUCUCUCGGCCCAAUCGGUAUUCUAUGUCGAGCCUGACAUCGCCGCCUGGCCUGUAUAAUCGACCGGCCCGCUCUGGCUCGCAGCUGGCCUCCCCGCAGUCAGGCAUCAUGCCCCAGUCGCAAUCACGCUUCACCUAUGAUGACCAGCUGCCCUCAAGAUCAGUCCCUGGGACAAGAAGAAACAGCGAUGAGGAUGAGAAGGAGCAGGCUGUCCGGCAGGACCCUACCAGUCAUCGAUCUACCAAUGCCCUCAAUCGCUACUCGAUGCCAGUGACUCGGUCGAGGACCGGCUUUUACGACGUCAAUCUCGACCAAACCAACACUACCCGGUUUUUGUUCGGCGACGAAGACGCAACCCACGACGUCAAGUACCAUCAGACCGCAAAGAUGGACGACAACUUCCCAACACUGACGCGACGAGAAGAUCAGCCCAACAUGUUGUCUGCAUCUUCUGCUGCGUUAGACCUUGCUUUAUCGCAAUCUCCUGCUCCCGACGGCACGUCACCUAGUGGUUGGGGCACUGUUAACCGCCACCGCACUCAGCAGAGUCUUUCCGCGCUUGGCACCGCUCAGAUGAACGGCACCACAGCUGCCUCGACUGCUCAGAGCAGCUCGAGCGAAGUCGCGAGUCUUGGCGGUCGUCCUUCGUCCGUGCGUCACUCCAUGGACUUGAACUUUUUCGCCGAAAACUCAGCUGAUUCGCCCACCAAGAUGAUGCAACCCCAGGCCAAUUCGGUUCACUCGACUCCCCCCAAGUUGCAGAGCUCGUUCUCUUCCAACGACGUGCCUACUGUUAAGAACACCUCUGGCACUGGCGUCUCUGCCUCGAAUGCGAACAAUCAUGCCCAGCAGUACCUGCACAACCACAACGCCAGCAUGGGCCGCAUUCCUCCUGGUGCUAUGCCCAACCGCCAUAGCCGCGAACUUUCGACUGACAACAAUGUUGCUGUCACUCGCGACCCCAACACUGGCUACGCCUCUAUUGGCUCCGCCCUCCAUGCCAACGCCCCUCCGUUCAAUCAUGCUGCUAUGCAAGGACAGUCCUUGGGCCCUAACAACGGAGUCACCUCGACGGUCCCGAACAACAACUAUGGUGCCUACUACAACGGCGGCGGCGGCAACUUCGCUCCGAACGGCAAUGGACCAAGCCCUUAUCCCAACAACAUUCCUCUGCUGUCGGCUCAGCUCCAGGGAAUGUCUGUGUCCGGCGGUUCCAUGUAUUCGCAGCAGAACUUCACAGGCUACGGAUCGAUGUACGGGACUCCCAACCAGACACGCGAUAGCCAGGCUCGUGUCAUUCAAGCUCGUCGACAGGUUGACAAUGAGGCCAUGAACCGCUACAACAACGUGCCCCUCGAGUCUGUGGGUGGCACUAUCUAUGAGCUUUGCAAAGAUCAGCAUGGUUGCCGUUAUCUCCAGAAGCAGCUGGAGAACCGCAUCCCGGAUCACGUCCACAUGAUCUGGCUGGAGACCAACCAGCAUGUUGUCGAGCUCAUGACCGACCCCUUUGGCAAUUAUCUUUGCCAGAAGCUUCUCGAAUACUGCAAUGAUGAUGAGCGCACAGUCCUAAUUCAGAACGCUGCUCAGGACAUGGUUCGCAUUGCACUGAACCAGCACGGCACACGCGCUCUCCAGAAGAUGAUCGAGUUUGUGUCUACUGAGGCGCAAGUUCAGAUUAUCAUCGAGGCUCUUCGCCACCGCGUCGUUGAGCUCAUCCAGGAUCUGAAUGGCAACCAUGUCAUCCAAAAGUGUCUGAACAAGCUGAGCGCUGCCGACGCUCAGUUCAUCUUCGACGCUGUCGGAGAUGCCUGCGUUGAAGUCGGUACACACCGCCAUGGCUGCUGUGUUCUUCAGCGCUGCAUUGACCACGCAUCUGGCGACCAGAAGGUCUGGCUGAUCGGCCGGAUUACCAGUCACGCUGUCACUUUGAUCCAGGAUCCCUUCGGAAACUACGUUGUUCAAUACAUCAUCGAUCUGAAUGAACCCAGCUUCACUGAGCCUCUUGUCGGUCAGCUGAGCGGUCGUAUCGGCCAGCUGUCCCGCCACAAGUUCAGCUCCAACGUCGUGGAGAAGUGCCUCCGUUGCGCCCUCGACCCUUCCAAGGACAUGAUUGUGGAUGAGUUGCUGGCACCCGGCGAGAUGGAGCGACUUCUGCGCGACUCCUUUGCGAACUAUGUCAUCCAGACGGCCCUCGAGUACGCUACCUUCUACAAGAAGCAGCAGCUUGUCGAUGUCAUUCGUCCCAUCCUCCCGACAAUUCGAUCUACUCCCUAUGGUCGGCGUAUCCAGGCCAAGAUCCAGGCCUUUGACAACCGUAGCGGCCAGUCGAGUGGCCAGAUCACUCCUGCGGACAGCACUCAGGGACAGAUUCCUCUGCGCCCAAGCCACAAUCGUGCCAUGUCUAGCAACACCUCCGUCCUCGUCUCGGGAGGUUACAGCAAUGGCACAAACGGCAUCUCUCCCCGUGGCACUCAAGCUACUUACCCCUCCAGCGCUACACUGACUGUCCCUCCGCCGGCGCCUGCACCUGCGCCGCAGCCCUCUGCUCGUCACGGCCCGAUGCAGCAGUAUGCUGGCCCCCAGUUCGGUCAACCUGGCCUUCCGCAAGUCGGUGCCCCCGCCCCGGGCAUCUCUGGCGCCCCUGGCAUCCCUGGCAUGCAAACCACCCCUGUCGGUCUGGGUGCUCCUGGUGCUCCUGGCGUCCCUGGUGGUGUUCCUGGCGUCCCUGGUGGUGUUCCUGGCGUCCCUGGAGGUGCCAAUGUCCCCGGUUCUGGCCAUGUUGCUCCCAACGGUGCUGUUCCGAGCGACAACGCAGACAACACCUGGGUCUAG